UCAUGAUAUUAAAGCAAACUAGUUGGUCAGUCUAAGCAGAGUUGAACAAACCAAAGGAUGUCGGGCCAUAUUGCUCUAGGCUUGUGUUUUCUGGUGACAGCCUUGCUUUGUAUUCAGGCAGAUACAGAUGUUCUGUGUAAGUCUGGAACUAAGGACUAUACUGUUGAUCUACCCUCUAACACCACUUAUAAGUUUGGAACUGCGUACAGGAGGUACAAGGCCAGACAGAGGUGUACUGCAACAUACACGCUGACCACGUGUGAGCAGGCUUCAAUCAGCUGUUCAAGUUUUAGCACAAUUGGAUUUAGAGGAUGCACACGAGGGGACUAUCUUCUCAUUAAGGAUUCUAUGGGGAACAAACGGUUCUGUAACACAAAUAAACCCAUUGAAUAUAAACCAACUGGAGAUUUUUCAAUUCAAUUUGUUUCAGACGCGAAAAGAGCAAGCACUGGUUUAAAAUGCACUGUUACCUGUGAUUCACCUUCAGGUGAGUUAAAGCCUUCAUUCUCAUCCAAAUAAAAUGAGUCUUUGUCGCAAUCUUAAAUUUUCUAAUCCCUUUAUCUUUGCAACUUGAUGGUGUACAACUUUGAUAUUUCAAACUUAGAUUAUUUGAGCAAACAUACUUCAUAUUGGGUUGCAAAGAUAUAGGAAAUAGAUUAGAAUUUUUGUCAAAGUCUCAAAUCCAUUAUUAUUUGUUUUAUAUUUUUCAUUCAUCGAAUCAUCCAAUUUCUAUCAUUCAUAUUUCAUCACAAAACUGCACAAGUACACAUGACAAGUAAAAAAAUGUAAAAUGGCCGCCCUCGAAUCAGCUGACUCCACCAACUUGUUGGGAGAGUAGAGAACAAAUCAAAUAGAAAAGAGGUCUGCGAAGCUACAAUUCUGCAGAUUAACCAAAUAUGGACUCCAGUUGCAGGAAGAAGAGUCAUGAGUGAUUUAUGGCAACUCUCUUUAGAACUUUUUCAUAUCUCGGUACAGAGUUCUCCACCAUUCAUAAGAUGUUGUUGGUUGUAUAAAAAUGUUAUCUAAAGCUACAAACUUAAUAAAUUUAAAGUAGACUUA
Eurytemora carolleeae is the source of this 1059-nucleotide messenger RNA. RefSeq lists its product as uncharacterized. Bases 58 to 519 code for a protein of 153 amino acids. The transcript has 8 exons. The record is from RefSeq and is a predicted model, not a curated record. NCBI's taxonomy places the organism in Eukaryota, Metazoa, Arthropoda, Copepoda, Calanoida, Temoridae.